GUUGAACACUGAAGGAACUAGGAGAGUUUUGUUUUUGUGUGUAUUUUAAUUUUAUUAUGGUGUAACGCGUGGACAUGACAAAAUGUUUGAAGGAGUUUGCGUCGGCAUAGAAACGUUGCAGAGCUACUUGCCAAGUCAUCCGAGCUUGCAGUGGCCACCUCUUCGAUUCCCCGAGGACGCAGUGCCGCCGCUGGUUCCUCCCACCGCCCCUUCUGGAGCGGUCGCAUCGCCCAAUUCUGGGGCUCCGGCCAUUCGAGUCACGGUACCGCGUCCUGCAACAACAGUUGCAAUACGACCGGCAGCCCCGCCGUAUGCGCCGCUGGCUGGGACACGAGGUGCUCGCGAUGUGGGAGUUGGUCGUUCCACGCCAGCCAACGAGCCCCCGCCUCUGAGGGAUGGUGUGGGCUCUGCGGCAUUUGACGAGGAGAGCACACGUGCAUUUAUUGAGAGUCGCAGGAGUGCUAGGCAGUCAGAAGCCGCACGGGGUGGUACUACGGUGGCACCUGGCGCAUCACCCCGCAGUUCGUCGGAGCACCCCUGGCUGCCACCGCCACCGUCGAGAGCGGCGCAGCGUCCAGUGGUCCACCACGCUUACGGAACCGCCCACCCGGAUCCGUCACACGCACCUGCAGAUGCUCGACAUUCUGCUUCCGUGCCUCGUUUCGGGGAACAGGUGGAUCAUGGGGUGCCUGCCGAGGAGGUCCCCGCUCCGGUGUCCGAUUCAUCGCCGACCCCUGUUCCGACAACCACGGGUGGUGGUCGGUCUGCCCCACAGCCUCCACCCGUGUUGACCGGAACGUUAGACCCUUUGCAGCGCAUUCGUGACCUUGCAGUCGCCCAGAGCGCGGCACCUGUGAGCCCUGGCGAGUUGUUGGAUGCUGGGGUCCUUGGCGGGAGAGCUACGACGGGACGAUGUCGGGGCACUUACAGGCAGCAAGCCGUCGCGUCAUAUUAUUCGGACCCUUUGGAGCGCGCAUGGCAUCUGCAAAUCAUGCGGUUCAUCGUCGAGAGCGGGAUGUCGUUCAACAGCACGAAGCUUGAAAGCUUCAAACGCAUGUUCACGAUGAUAAUCCCGCCGAGGGUUCCAGGGGCGCCCGCGCCUAGACUUUCCUCGUACCACAUGCUGCGCACGACCCUUUUGGACGAGCUGGAUGGUGAGAUCCAGAAGUGUGUUCGGCCGGUGCUUGACACGUUGAGAGAGACCGGUUGCACAAUCAUGACCGAUGGUUGGACCAACAUCCGUGGUCAGACGUUGUGCAACUACCUUGUUGGUACAGAGAUCGGGGUGGUGUAUGUGUCCACCGACGUCAUGCGCGGCAAAAAGGACACCAGUGCCCUCGCGAAUGCAUGGUUGAAAAGGGUGAGGUCCAUGGACGUUCAAUUGAGCGACAUCACGGCGUUCGUGACGGACUCCGCCGGGGUGAACGUCGCGGCGAUGAAGGUAUUCCAAAAAGAUGAGAGCGUGAAACACAUCUUCUGGAUUCCUUGCGUCGCCCACAUCAUGGAUCUCAUUCUCGAGGACAUCGGCGGGAUUGAUUGGGUGGCUUCCCGCAUUUCUCAAGCGAGGCUGGUUACAAGGUUCUUCAAGCGCCAUGGACAUGCCAGAGAGGUUCUUGAGGCGCACUCGACGAAGACUCUUCUGCUACCGGCAGAGACGCGUUUCGGCACGAACGUCAUCAUGAUUGAGAGGCUGGUGGCACUGCGGGCCACGUUGACAGAUGUUGUGGCCGACGAUCGCUGGCGCGAGACUGUUUGGUCGACCAGCAAGAUCCGCAAGGAUGCAGCGGAGGUCACUGCAUGUAUCGGCUCCCCUCCAUGGUGGGAGGAUUUGAGAGCUCUGUGCAAGAUGCUAGAGCCCAUCAUGGGCAUGSUGAAGUUGGUGGACAGCGACACACGCCAGAUCAGCAAGAUUCUGCGACGUUACGAGGAAAUKAUUGCAUCUUGUUUAUCCGCAUGUCGUGACAUUGAUCGGGAGCCGCAAAACGCUAUUGUGGAGGUGUUCCACAGGUGGCGCACCAUGUUCAAGACCCCCGCCCACACGGCAGCCAUGCUGCUAGAUCCAGAGUUCCGGGACGCGACGCUUUGUGAUGAUGCGGAGGUGCAACAGGCCUUGGUCGAGGCCCUUGUCCAAUUCAGCUGCCUGGAGGAUUCGCCGCAGCACCGGGAGGUCCAACGAGCGGUCGCCAAGCUCCACACGAGGGAGCCCCCUUUCGAUGAGCUCACCAUGCGGCGAGCUGCAGAUAUCUUUGAUCACCCUGCCAGUUUUUGGUCCUCAAAGAAGGCGAAGUUCCCUCACAUGGCCGUGUUUGCAGGCAGGAUCCUUCGUAUAUGGGCGACCGCCUUACCGUGCGAGAAAGCGUGGUCUCGUUGGAGCUUCAUUCAUUCGAAGUCUCGCAACAGGUUGGAGGUUCCUCGGGCUGAGAAGCUUGUGCGGUGCCACUGGAACCUCAGGCUACUCGAUCGACCUUCGUUGUGCGACGAUGGUGUUGGAGAGAGGCCCGGCGUCUUCGGGAAAUGGGUGCAUUAUUGGCAGGCCGUGGAGGACGAGGCACCCGUGGACCAGCAGCUCGUCAGAGGCACCGGUGCGCUGGCGAAGCGGUUGAGACACAGGGGUAGGCGGGAUGACAGUAUUGCGUCUCGUGUACGCAGACGUCGUGUCCACAUUGCGAUCGACACGGGGGCACGUGACAUGCGGCAGGACCCGGUUGCCGUGUCAGAGGACGAGAUGGGAGAUCCUUCCAACGAGACGCAGCGCGACCCGGUUCAUGCAGAGGAGCUAGCCUCGAACACUAAUGUGAUAGUGACGGAGGAGGAUACAGGGUUCAGGAUCACUCAUCCUCGGUCGCCAGCGCCGGUUGUUGGCACUGAGGAGGAGACGGAGUUCGGAGGAACCGGUCCACUCCGCCAGGCGCAGACUCAGUGCACUCCAGCAGGCGCCCCAGUCCACUCCACAGGAGCGGGUUUGGAGGACUGCGAGGCACGACGUGAGCCGCCUCCUCACACGGGUGACGGCGGUCUAGAGGAGGGAGAGGUUGCACCCACUCCCACUUGUGGAAAGGACGGGGAGGACGAACGUCCUCCGACGGACCACCACGUCGGCCUCGACUGCCCGCCCGACAGUCUUCCGCCCAUCGACGAGCUAUUCACCAUGGAUUCCGCCUUGGCAUCUCUGCCCGAUAUAUCGCUACUGAUAUCUCCCACUUUGCCGGUUGUGGCACCACCGGAGCCUGCUAGACGAGAUGAUGCGCGUCGUGACAGAGGGUUCGACGAGUUCGGCGGCGACACGAUACUGCAUCCUCCAGAGUCCGGCACUUCCGCCAUUUUUCAUGUCAGUGCACCGUGGGCAGUGGAGCACGGGUUGGCGGAGGAGGUAGCACGGAACCGUCGUGGUGGACCGCACAUCGCAGCUCAACGUAGUCUGAAAGGUUCACUAGAGGCAGCGUCUGGAGAUUUUUUGGCGCAGGGGGGUCAUGGUUCGCAGCUGUUAUCGGACGGCGUGUCAUCAGUCCAUCCACCAGAGGAGGGCCCGCAGCGAGAGCCACAUCGAGGCCCAGUGGAGACUUUAGAGGUGAGGCCUCCCGGAGUUAUCCGCUUGGACGGAGGCAAGGGCGUGAGCGAGGAUACAGCGCAGCCAGGGAGCGCAGAUGGUGGACGGUCCUUCAGGGGGGGCAUCGAGCGCAGAGGGUCAUCGACCGCACACCCCAUCAUUGUCAGGCCCAACACACAUGACGUUGGAGACGGGCACACAGAUGAGCCUCGACCGCAUUUGACGUGGAUGCGUGACAUCAUGUGUCCACCACCCUCACGCCCCUCUGCCGCUGAUCCUGCCGCCCACGGGCAGGCCCCGCCGAGCGCAUUGCCUACGAGGUCUUUCUACGACGGUGCGGGCAUGGACCGGAGGGCGGGCGAUAUCRGACAGACAUCAGCAUAUGGACCGGUAGAUGUGCCCGCGGGGGCGCGAUCGAUCGGCAACGUCGAUGGCACUUGUCAUGAUUCCAUGAGAGCUUACGAGGAGCAGCAUGGGAGGCCUAUACGGGCCAAGACGASCGAUGUCAACGACACCAGGACGGCAACUGCGAGGCUGUCACGGGCGAGGAAGAAGGGAACAGGUGUGUCGAUUCCGUAUCAUCGGCGCCGCCUGCAUCCUUUUUUCCGCAACAGGGACGAGACCAGACAGAUGCCAGCUGCCGCAGAUGGACAGGGGGCGGCGGAGGGAGGUGACAGAGUGGACGAAGCAGGUCGARGUGAGAAGAGACGAGGCGGCACGAUCAUCCUCCACGACGACAGCUCCACAGCCGCUGAGGGCGGUGAGACCACAGGCGCCGACGAUCCUGAUGACUCCGAUUACGUCCCGAGGAUCCGUACGGCAGACGGAGAUGACGGCGGAGGUCGUCGCAUCGAGGAGAUGAAUGAAACGACAUGGAAGGAUUGGGUAUCUGGCUCGAGAUUGAAGAAGUUUGUGGCACGAGAUGAGCUUGAUACCUUUGACAGCCAUGCCAAGAGGGAGAGGCGGGGCAGGACCGAUGGAAGUUCUUAUGGGGACUACCAGUAAGAGGGGGCAGCAGAGGACCACUAGAGAGAACAGGCCUCCUAUUUUCGAUG
This is a messenger RNA of Chara braunii, 4602 nucleotides long. The record is from the annotation of a GenBank genome assembly. Lineage: Eukaryota; Viridiplantae; Streptophyta; Charophyceae; Charales; Characeae.